ACAACAAUAACAACUGUAUAAUAACAACAUUGAUUUUUACCGUUUCAGAGAAACGUAGAGAAUUUUCGAUCGUCAGAGUGGAGGGAAGAAAUCGAUCCGAAAGACAUGACGCAGUACCACCAAACAAGGAUCCACACAUCAAUCGUAGUGAACACGUGACAAAAAUCGAACUGGAGCUGGAGGAGGCUCCAGAGGACGUGAUCCUUGUCGGAUCGAUGCCAUCCGAAUUGGACGACAUCGGUGAAAUCAAUUCCACCUAUCCGAAUGGUAUUCCAGAACCAGGUGCGGUUAUAGUCAGAGCUGAAGAGGCAUUGAUAGUUAUUCUGGUUCUUCUUCUCUGGGCUGCAGCGAUCGCGUUAUUCUUCAAUCGAUGGGGAAAGAUCAGAAUGCUAGAGCCAUAUCAACCGAAAUUUCAACAGCAACACAGACAAAGCUGUACCACGAUCGAACAAAAUCCACUCCAGAACCGGCAUACGUUCUCCAAAUGCAACAUACUCUGCGGAGACUGUCCAACAGGAAACGAAUUGAGUUACCAAGCUUCCGGCCAAACGCGACCAAGGCAGAACAGCGUGUUCAUUGGCUCCAGCGCGUCCCUGCUCCCAGGCAGUCAAGGUACACCGCGUCGCACGAAGAGCGCGUUCGAUCUUCAGUUCUUGAUACUCUCCGAGAGCAACGCGGCGCCCGACUCCUCCACCGGCGAGCAGGAAGCUGGGUCGAGAAGCUGCAAGCCGGCCAACGAGUCCACGAGACUGUUGCUACGCGAACGAAAGGCCAGCGUGUGCCAGUCGGACAGAAUCGAGACGACCAAGCCUCCCAUACGAGACAGAAGGAUGAGCAUCUGUCAGUUCGACUGUUCGCCGAGAACCUGGCAACGUGACCGCGGAAUGAGCGUCUGCCAGUUCGACAGAAUGGACGUGAUCGCCAGGCCGUUGCAGAGAGACCGCGGCGGGAGUAUCUGUCAGUUCGACAGGACCGACGUGUUGGCCAGACCGUUGCAGAGAGAUCGCGUGGGCAGUGCUUACCACUUCGACAGAAUGGACGUUCUGGCCAGGCCUAAUCUGUCCUAUGGCAAGUGCUUGACGAGGGAGAGACGCGUGAGCACGUGCAGUUUUCUGGAAAAGGACGAGGAGGCGACGAACGACACGCGGAUGGAACGACGUUUGAGCAGCAGCAACGCAAAGAUCGGGGACGCGUGCGCUGAAGAAGCGGAGUGUGAAGGCAGAAUGCAGGAGAUAUUUGCCAAAUGUAGGCCUAGACAGAGUAACAACAGUAUUGGUCACUAUACGGAUCAACCGUCUUGCAGCAAGACUCCUGACGUUGUAUUUGGGUACAAGGCUACUUGUGUGUAGGCACGAGAAAUGUUGCUGUAAGGAAAAAUCUCAGUCGCAGUUUGGACAAAAUUGAUUAAGUUGCAGAACAUUUGGUUUGGUGUAUAUGUAGUACUUUUGUUAAAUCACGUCUUACUGUCACGAUCAGCUGCACUGUGACUGAAUUAUGUAAUUUAAUUGAAUCUUAGUUUAAUUGCAUAUUAUUGUGUUCAUAUUAUA
Molecule: messenger RNA, 1547 nt
Organism: Frieseomelitta varia
Lineage: Eukaryota; Metazoa; Arthropoda; Insecta; Hymenoptera; Apidae
Exons: 4
Coding region: 216-1349 (377 amino acids)
Source: RefSeq, a predicted model, not a curated record